UCUUCCUUUCCCGAUUGCCGAUGGAGAAGAGCUCACGCCUUUGUUGAAGUUGUGGAGGGGGAUAGAUGGCGAAGCCAUCGACCGCGCUCUCUAUUCCCUCUCUCUUAUCGUCUACUUCAUCUCCUUCUCCUUCGACGGCGGCCGGGAAGACGGAUCGGUGAACGACGGCCGCUGCCCCACUCUGGCGCCCCCUCCUCCUCCGACGGCGGUGAACUCGCAGAAGCUUCCGCGAGCCGAUCUCUCUCUGUCUCCUUCUGCUCCGACGGCGGCCGGGACGACGGAUCGGUGAACGACGGCCGCUGCCCCACUCUGGCGCCCCCUCCUCCUCCGACGGCAUCCCCACCUCCUCCGACGGCGGUGAACUCGCAGAAGCUUCCGCGAGCCGAUCUCUCUCUGUCUCCUUCUCCUCCGACGGCGGCCGGGACGACGGAUCGGUGAAUAACGACCGGAUAAAAUUCGUUUCAUUCCGAUUGGGCCGGAUUGGAUACCCGACAGGCCUACGGGUUGGAUCUGGCUGCGGGUUUCUCUCGACCGACAGCUUGCUCCGUCUUCUUCUUCCAGGCUCCAAUCUCGAGUCCCCACUCCCCACCGUGGCGGCGUUUCCCCUCGAGCUCCGCGGGCAUCUUCGAGGAUAGCUUGGAGAGAAAUCUCAUUUUUCUGUAACGUUGGAAUUCCAAGUAUUAUAUAUGGGGGAGCAGUCGUUUCUUGACCGGAUGUUGUCCCAUCUCCGAUCGACCAGCAAGUAUUACACUGGAUAUCCAAAAGAUAUUGGACCUUCGCAGGUUAUCCAUUUUACCUCAGAGCGUCAAUUUGUUCAGCUUCUACAUGAAGGCCAUCCUGUGGUUGUUGCAUUUACUAUAAGGUGUCCCUAUACAAAGCAUCUCGAUAGAGUAUUGGAGGAAGCCGCUGCUGAGUUUCAUCCCCAUGUAAAAUUCAUGCGUGUUGAGUGCCCCAAAUAUCCAGGAUUUUGCAUCGCAAGGCAAAGGAAAGAUUAUCCGUUCAUUGAAAUAUUUCACAGUCCGGAGCAGGCAGCUAACCAAGGUAAAGUGGUGGAUCCCAACAUAAAAAAAUACUCAGUCAAAGUGUUGCCUGAGUUUGGUCUCUGAUCUACUGUAUAGCUGGAUAAAGGUUGUUGGAAAAGGAUCAUUCAUGCUUUGUGUAGGGAAAUGUUAUAGGGAACCUGCUUUUCUCAGUUCGGUUAGUAAAUUUCUUUUCUUUCCCCCCUUCCGUUUCCUUGCAGUUUAACUAUGACCUAAGUGCAUACGGGUUUCGUGAAUUUUUCAAGCGGCACGGGAUGCAUGUAUCGGAAACCAACUGAGUCAGCACUUCUCUGUCCACACAAAAAAAGCAGCACUUCUUUGGUUCAUCUUUACUAUUUUCAAGGAGCCCUUGAAUUUUACUUGAAAUUGGAGUUCCUUCACAUGGAAAGGGAAAACCUCUGCUUUGACUAGGGAGUCUCGGGCCCUGAUUAAAGCUCGAACCCUAUCACAGCAUUCAACUUAAUCUGGCGCCCAGCAUUAUGGAGUUCAAGCAUUAGCCAUUGCUGCCAGCCGGAACUGCAUCAUAACAUUUAAUGAAUGAGAUAAGUGUGUUAAGAACACAGCAUUAAUCCUUCAUUAUCAGAGUUUUGCUGUAACAAUACAACUCUUGUAGCUGUCAAGUGUGAGGAGAAUAUGCAGAAUGGAAUGUCUUGAAUAUUAUUACAUAAUGUGACAGAUUGUAGUCUACAAGGACCCCCAGGACCAUGCACUAUAUCACCCAAUC
Molecule: messenger RNA, 1764 nt
Organism: Elaeis guineensis (African oil palm)
Lineage: Eukaryota; Viridiplantae; Streptophyta; Magnoliopsida; Arecales; Arecaceae
Source: RefSeq, a predicted model, not a curated record